Sodiomyces alkalinus F11 is the source of this 900-nucleotide messenger RNA. RefSeq lists its product as hypothetical. The record is from RefSeq and is a predicted model, not a curated record. Gene Ontology annotation, molecular function: cardiolipin synthase activity. Gene Ontology annotation, biological process: cardiolipin biosynthetic process. Gene Ontology annotation, cellular component: membrane; mitochondrion. Bases 1 to 900 code for a protein of 299 amino acids. The transcript has 4 exons. NCBI's taxonomy places the organism in Eukaryota, Fungi, Ascomycota, Sordariomycetes, Glomerellales, Plectosphaerellaceae.
AUGUUGCUCCUCCGAUCUGGCGGCGUUUUGGGGCCUGCCCGGAGGAGGGUCGGAUGCCUCCCACAUCCACCGCUGUCUUCCGGGAGGAUCGGUAUUUCGCAUCGCAGUCUGUGCUGGGCUCGUCUGAGGCCUGUUGGCUUGCAUCUACAACAGGGUCGUAGGCCGUCUCAAAUCCGCGUGUACACGUCCAAAGAGGACGACAGUCACAAGAAUCCCAACUCCGCCAGGUCGAAGCUCGAAAAACAGCACCCCAUCCUAGCAAAAACCCUACACGAACAUAUCUAUACCAUCCCGAAUAUUCUCACCUUCUCCCGCCUGAUCGCCGCGCCCUUCGUCGGUUACUUCAUCCUCCACGACAACCAUACCUGGGCUCUUAGCCUCCUAGCCUACUCGGCCGUCACAGAUGUCCUGGACGGCUGGAUCGCCCGCCGCUGGAACAAGAAGACCGUGGUGGGCACCGUAAUCGAUCCCAUGGCCGACAAGGCCCUCAUGGCCAUCUUGACCGUCGCGCUCGCCGCCAAGGGUGCGCUGCCUGUCUGGCUUGCUAGCAUAAUACUCGGCCGUGACGCUGGGCUCGGCCUGGCGGCGCUCUACUACCGCUGGAUCUCCCUGCCGUCGCCCAAAACCUUCGCCCGAUACUGGGAUUUCUCCCUCCCCUCCGCGGAAGUUCGUCCAACCACCAUCAGCAAGUACAAUACCUUCUUGCAACUAGCAUUGAUUGGGCUGACUACGGCUGCCCCCAUCAUUCCCUACGACUUGUCGAGUCAAUUGACUCUCAUGCAGUACGUUGUCGCUGCCACAACUCUGUGGAGCGGGGCGAGCUACAUCUACUCCAAAGACGCCGUGAAAAUCCUAAACACCCCUCGAAAGCCAGGAAAGAACGUAGGGGACAACUCGUGA